Messenger RNA from Dentiscutata heterogama, 288 nucleotides. NCBI's taxonomy places the organism in Eukaryota, Fungi, Glomeromycota, Glomeromycetes, Diversisporales, Gigasporaceae. The record is from the annotation of a GenBank genome assembly.
AAUGCUCGACUAAUAGACCUAAUAGACUCAAAAAAAAGUGAAAAAAGAAAGGAAAUAUUAGUUAAUCAGGAAUGUGGCACGUUAGAUUAUGGCAUACAAGAGAAAUUAAAGUCACAACAGUACAAAACUAAUAUCCAAACAAGAAAAAGAAAUGCAAGCCCAAUAGAAAAGAAAAGGGAAAUCAAGAAAACCUGCAAAAAAGAAGAAGAUAUAGUCCAAGUAUUCGACACAUCUAAAAUACACAACACAGAAUCACGGCCUGUUAAAUCUACUAAUGUGGAUACCUGA